AUGGCGGACGCCACUCUCUAUGUGGCCAUCGUCUCUUUGCUCUUUGUAAUUAUUCUCCACUCCUUCCUAAGAAGAAAACCCAAGAACCUCCCACCAGGCCCUCCUUCUCUCCCCGUCAUCGGCCACCUCCAUCUCUUGAAAUUCCCCUUACACAGGACCCUCUACAACCUCUCCAACGGGUAUGGCCCGAUCAUGUCCCUCCGGUUCGGGGUCCGCCGCGUCAUGGUCGUUUCGUCGCUGCCGCUGGCCGAGGAGUGCUUCACGAAGAACGACGUGGUGCUCGCCAACCGCCCCAGGCUGUUCAUCGCCAAGCACCUCGCCUACAACUACAGCACGCUCAUCGCCUUGCCCUAUGGGGCCGAAUGGCGCAACAUCCGAAGGAUUGCCACCAUCGAAGUCCUCUCCACGCAUCGCCUCAACAUCCUCUCGCGCAUCCGGAGGGAUGAGGCUGAACGGCUGAUGCUCCGGCUGGCGAGGAAUGGGUUCGGGGACUUCCACCGGGUCGAGCUGAAGACCCUCUUCACGGAACUGACUUUCAACGUCAUCAUGAGGAUGAUCUCGGGAAAGCGGUACUAUGGGGAAGGCGUAAGCGUGGACGAGGCCGAGGCGAGGGAGUUCAGGGAGAUAAUCAAGCAGAUUGUUGCAAAUGGCGGCACGAGUUAUGGGAGCGAUUUCUUGCCCAUAUUGAAUUGGAUCGAUCACAAGGGGUUCAAGAAGAUGAUAGCGGAACUCGGGAAGAGGGCCAAUGCAUUCAUUCAGGGUUUAGUUGACGAGCACAAGAGAAGGAAGGGCGAUCCGGAGUUCGCGGACAGUAUGAUUAGUCAUCUGUUGCAUUUGCAAGAGUCUCAGCCGGAGAACUACCCGGACUUGAUGAUAAAAGCGCUCGUCAUUGUUAUGCUAGUGGCAGGAACAGACACGUCAUCUCUUACGUUAGAAUGGGCCAUGGCCAAUUUACUGAACAACCCAGACAAGUUGGAGAAAGCCCAGGCCGAGAUCGAUUCCGUUGUCGGCCACGAUCGUCAGAUGGAGGAAUCCGAUGUUUCAAAGCUAUCUUACCUUCAAUGCAUCAUCUUCGAGACCUUACGCCUAAGCACAACGGUCCCACUUCUCCUCCCGCACGAGUCAUCAGCUGAUUGCACCCUAGGAGACUACCUCGUGCCACGUGGCACUAUAGUGUUGGUGAAUGCGUGGGCCAUUCACAGAGAUCCCGAGCUAUGGGAGGACCCCAGGACCUUCAAGCCGGAGCGAUUUGAGGGUGGAAAUGGCGAAAAGCACCAGAAGCUAGUUUUGCCAUUCGGGCUGGGACGAAGAGCAUGCCCCGGCGCACCCCUAGCUCAGCGGGUUAUGGGGUUAACGUUGGGCUUGCUGCUUCAGUGCUUUGAUUGGAAAAGAGUGAGUGAAGGGGAGAUUGACAUGACCGAAGGCAAAGGAGUCACGAUGCCAAAAGUAGUGCCACUGGAAUUGAUGUGCAAAGUACGCCCUCCCAUGGAGAAACUCGUCCCUAAAGAUUAAUUCGGCCGACUAGUUUGUCACGAAGUGAUUGAGAUGCUACUAUGUUAUGUUGUAGGAGUCCCAUAUCAGUCUACGGUUUCCACUUAGUAUAUUUGCUUCAUUGUAA
Molecule: messenger RNA, 1618 nt
Organism: Rhodamnia argentea
Lineage: Eukaryota; Viridiplantae; Streptophyta; Magnoliopsida; Myrtales; Myrtaceae
Product: cytochrome P450 81E8-like
Exons: 2
Coding region: 1-1512 (503 amino acids)
Molecular function (GO): iron ion binding; heme binding; oxidoreductase activity, acting on paired donors, with incorporation or reduction of molecular oxygen
Source: RefSeq, a predicted model, not a curated record